UAUAAGAUAUAAUUCCAGGAUGGAUUAAAUUGAGUCCAUGACAUACUAUAAAAAGGUAAAUCAUGGAGACAGAAGAAAUAUCUUCUGUUAAUUCUAAUGGGUCUGCACCUGGGGUUGAUCAAAUUCUGGUACUAGAAACAUCUCAACAACAAUCAAUUGUUGAGAAAUGCCAGGGUACCCAAUGGGUAUCAGAGGUAGAGGUUACUACAGAACAACCAAAUCAAAUGAAAAUCAUUGGUCAACACAAUGAGUCUUUGGGGAAUAUUUCUCUAUCACAUGAACAACUUAUGUCCAUACUCGCUAAUAAGACUGAUGGAGGCAUUGUCACUCUCCACUUUCAAAAUGAGGAUGGAGCAGUUAAUCCAGUUCAACUCCAAAUUGUACCAGAGGAUCAAGUUUUUCAAUCCACUGGCAAUCAAGAUCAGAGUAAAUCUAAUGGAAAUUCUAUUCCUGAAAGUACAAGCUCAAUGAUUCCAGAUGGAGAAUCAAAAAUAACUCCAGUUCUGCAAAUGUCUCAGCCAGAGCUGCAAGAUUUAACAAAGGAUUGUGGUCAGAAAAUAAAAUCAAUUGUUUUUAAACAAAUAAAAAAGGUUCAAGAAAAAACAAACUGCAUAACAGAGAAUCCAAAUUUACAAAAGCUUAUCAGACGCAAGACCUACGUGGAUUUAAAAGACCAUGAAAUAAUGAUACCAUUAACAAAUAUCAACAAAUCAGUACAUCAAUACAAAUGUAACAGAUGCGGGAAGGGUUUCACAACAUCUGGUAAUUUAAAGCGCCAUAUCUUAAAUAUUCACAUGGAAGACAAAUCAGGAACCAGUGAAAUAAAGUUUUGUCAAUACUGUCACAAAACGUACUCUCGUCAAGACUAUUUGACACAACACAUUAAGUCUGUACACGAGAAAGCUAACAAAUACCAGUGUGAACAAUGUGGUAAAACAUUCACACAAAAGGGCUCUUUAACACGCCACGUGACUUCAGUUCACCAAAACAUCAGAGAGUUUUGUUGCAAGCAUUGCAAUUAUCAGGCAAUCUCUUACAAUGAUUUGAAGAAGCAUGCUGCUAACGCCCAUUUCAAUAGAGCGAGGUACGAGUGUUCUAUUUGCGGGCACGGUUCAUGGUGUGCCUCCAUUAUUAAGCAGCACAUCAUAUCCCUUCACACAGUAAACGCAAAGACACAGUCUAGGAAGUGUAAGUUUUGUGGUGUCGUGAUCAACCUGUCAAACGAGUCAUUUCCGUUGCACGUGGCAGCCUGUAAAACUAUGAGCAAUAAUGAUGAGUCUGGAAAGAAAAAACGGAGGAAAACCAAAACUUCCCGGGACAAUGAUGAAAAAACAGAAUUUCAACCAAAAGUGUUGAAUGAGGAUAUACCUUGGGAGGCUCUGUGUAAUCUAACAGAGGAUAUUCCUAUGGAGACACCGCUAGUGAGAGAUGAUACUGACACCUCACCUCCCUUACCUUUACAAGAGACAGGUGGCGGAUCUGCUGGUGGCAGUGCUGAGUCACAUGGUGAUGUAGUAGACUCUGUUAUUGAAGGCUACAUCAAAGUGCUGCAAGAUACUGGCAAUGAUACCUGAUUCAUCAGCUAUUCAUCAGAUCUUGGAGUCUAUAGUCAGCUUUGAAUUAAUUAGUUUCAUUAGGCUGAUAAUGAUUUCGAUUUUGUUAUAUCAAUAGCGAUUUUGUUAGUGAUAUAAUUGCUAUUUACUAAGAUUUGUAUGUAAAUUUACUAACCUGACCUAGGUAAAAUUAAGAAUUGUUUGUUGUACAAGUGUGGAAAUUUAAUGCAUUUCAAAUAUUUAUAUUACAUUAUUAAAAUAUUAAAUUAAGCAUCGACAUGAAAGAGAAAAAGUACAACUGCAAGCGUCAGAUUUGUUGUUUGAUACAGUAACAUCAAACAAAAAAAUUUUUGGUGGCAGAUCUCCUCGCUUUAUAUCAGUUGCUUAUAAAAUUUUUCAUCACUAAUCAUUAAUUUUAUUUAAGUUGAUUCCUUUUGACUUUCCAUACAUACUAUAUUGAGAUUUUUGUUUCAGAUUAUUGUUUGCCAUACUCAAAAUCCUUGAUAUUGCAAUUGCGUAUUAUUCUGUGUUUUCAUACGUUCAUCUGUGAUAUUCACUUAACUUUUCAUAUCAGCUUUAUCGAAAUUUUCAAACAACCAACUCUUCCACAGAUUUUUGAGU
This is a messenger RNA of Bolinopsis microptera, 2174 nucleotides long. RefSeq names its product zinc finger autosomal protein-like. Bases 63 to 1574 code for a protein of 503 amino acids. Lineage: Eukaryota; Metazoa; Ctenophora; Tentaculata; Lobata; Bolinopsidae. Gene Ontology annotation, molecular function: DNA-binding transcription factor activity, RNA polymerase II-specific; RNA polymerase II cis-regulatory region sequence-specific DNA binding. The record is from RefSeq and is a predicted model, not a curated record. Gene Ontology annotation, biological process: regulation of DNA-templated transcription. The transcript is spliced from 4 exons.